This is a messenger RNA of Diuraphis noxia (Russian wheat aphid), 1732 nucleotides long. Its product is annotated as ataxin-10. Lineage: Eukaryota; Metazoa; Arthropoda; Insecta; Hemiptera; Aphididae. Gene Ontology annotation, cellular component: cytosol. The record is from RefSeq and is a predicted model, not a curated record. Gene Ontology annotation, biological process: neuron projection development.
GUUGCGACUUGCGACUAGUUUAGAUGACGUUUGGUACUGGACAAGCCGGACAAGCUGGUGAAUAAAUUGAUAUUUGAUAGUAGGGUAGUUAUUAUUCUAUGGGAAUAAUCACCACUAUAAUCGUAAAUCGUUUUUGAAAAUUGAAAUAGUCAAAUACUAAAUAGUAAAUAGUCGUAGCAUAGAUAAGUAUAAUAGUCGUAGUAUAGUCAACAGCACAAAUAAACAUUGAAAUAUUUAAAAAUUGUGUUACCGACAACCGACUAACAGUUGCACACUCACACGGAAUCAAAGUAAUUAAAUGUUCAUACUCACUCGCUACUCAAAACAACAACACUAAUCUAUUCAAUUGAUUUAAUCCUACAGCAGACAAACAAAACGAUGUCAGCUGCAGGUCAACAAAAUAAUGAUGUACAAGAAUUUGUGUGCCAAGUUAUGGGUCUGAAAUCCAGAAAAAUGUCUGGAAGUCCAGACACUGAUGAGAUAAAAAACAUAACAAACACUUUUCGUUGGCUUCGGAACAAUUCGCCUCGUCUUGACGACAGUAGCAAGUGUCAACUGUUAGAUUCAGGACUGAUUGAAACCUGUUCUUGGUAUUGUGACAAUUUUUUUGCCAAUGAGCCGUUGAGUCAAAGUGUAUUGUUACAGUUUUUGGCCAACUUCUCAGUGGGUCACGAAAGUGCUCAACGCCAGAUAUUUGGAGGUUUCUGUGGCAUAUUAAGACAUUUUAUUUUAUCUUCUGGAGAUUCCAAACUAUUGAACAAUUCAAUGAUGCUGCUGUAUAACUUGUGUUUGUGUGAUGUCAACUUCAGAUCAGAGAUCUUAAAAAACAUUAUUAUAAUUCAACAAAUUAUGACUCAUUGGACUCAAAAUGAAAUAGAAUAUAGUAAAAUAUUUUUAGAUUCAAUCUUCUCAAAUUCAAAAGAUUUUUUAUUAGUCUAUAAAAAUCUUCCUGAUACUUCUAAAGAUCAAUUAAUGRACAUUAUUUGCAUUUGGCUUGAUCAUUAUAGUGAAGAAGUAUCUAUAGAUGUCAUUGUUGUGAUAAAAAACAAUUUUUUUAUUGAUUGUGCCAUAGAAAAAAUAACAUCUCAUGUAGUGAAUGUUAUCGCUAAGGCUUCAAAUAUAGAAAAAUUUAAUUCUGAAAUCAAAAAAGACACUACUCUAUUAAAAAAAAUCAUGGAUUUGUUGGUAUUCAUACAUAAGCGUGCCAAUGAUAAUGACGGUUUAAACAAUGAAUUUAGUCGUGUGAAGGAUUUGUCAGUUUUAUUUGAUUCAGAUAUACAAACACAUAAUAGAUUUUGGUUCAAAUCAGAUCUAAUACGAUUGAUAGCAAACAUGUGUUAUAAUCACCAAGAACAUCAAAACCUAAUGCGUACUKACAAUAUUAUUCCCAUACUGUUGGAAUGUUGUUCAUUUGAUGCUAAAAAUCCCUUGAUGCGAGAAUGGAGUUUAUUUGCACUUAGAAAUAUUUUGGAAGGAAAUCUGGAUAAUCAAAAUUUUGUAGCUAAUAUAGAUUCUGUCAGAUCCAUUGAUACUGAAUCAUCAGUUACACUAACAGAUACACUUAAAAUGGCUUCAAUUAAGAAUUCCAUUUCAGAUAAUGACACCAUGUUUAUCUAAGUUGAUUUAUCAGUUUUAGUUCUGAUUACCACUAAGCUGAAUUUUACAACCACUAUUUAUUGUUUGUAUAUAUUAUUAUGUGAUUUUAUUAAGUAAGAAAAUUAAAUAUUUUAGU